AUGUCUGGUGAUACUGAGGCCACAUUUAUUUUAUCUUUAGACGACGAUGAAAAUGAUAUUGCAUCAUCUCAUCCAAAUCACAAUAAAACAAUAACAGCAGAUUAUUCAACAGAAAAUACAGUAGUUGAAUUCUCUAUUUCAAUUAAUGAUGAUAGCGUUGAAGUGAAAGGAGGCGAUUCAAUGUCAUUGGAAGAACAAUUAGCUUGGUUUGGCGAUUAUCUUGAAAAAGAAUCUCGUGUAUUUGAACAAAAAUGGUCACACCCAACUCAAAGUAAUGCAACCUUGAAUCAGUUCGAUCGUAUAAAAACACUUGGUACAGGAUCAUUUGGUCGUGUCAUGUUAGUGAAAGAUAAAAAGACACAGAUGUAUUAUGCAAUGAAAAUUCUAGAAAAACAAAAAGUUGUCAAACUCAAACAAGUAGAACAUACAUUGAAUGAGAAAAAAAUUUUACAAGCAAUCAAUUUUCCUUUUCUUGUCAGUAUGGAUUUUAGUUUUAAAGAUAAUUCAAAUUUGUAUAUGGUACUUGAGUUUGUCAGUGGAGGUGAAAUGUUUUCCUAUUUAAGAAGAGUUGGGAAAUUCAGUGAAGAAGAUUCACGUUUCUAUGCAAGUCAAGUUGUACUGGCAUUUGAAUAUCUGCAUUCUUUUGAUUUAAUCUACAGGGAUUUAAAACCUGAGAAUUUACUGAUUGCUAGUGAUGGUUAUUUAAAAGUUACCGACUUUGGAUUUGCCAAAAAAAUCAAAGGACGAACAUGGACAUUAUGUGGAACACCAGAAUAUCUUGCCCCCGAAAUUAUUCUAAGCAAAGGCUACAAUAAAGCUGUGGAUUGGUGGGCACUGGGUAUUUUGAUCUAUGAAAUGGCUUGUGGAUAUCCACCAUUUUUCGCAGAUCAACCUAUAGAAAUUUAUGAGAAAAUUGUUGCUGGUAAAGUGAGAUUUCCCGGACAUGUUAGUAGUGAUCUGAAAAAUCUUCUUAAACAAUUGUUACAAACAGAUUUAACAAAACGUUACGGUAAUUUAAAAAAUGGUGUCGAUGAUAUCAAAUGUCAUAAAUGGUUCCGGCCAACUAAUUGGGUUACAGUUUAUCAAAAAGAAAUAUGUGCCCCAUUCUUACCGCCAUGUAAAGGGCCCGGUGAUACAAGUAAUUUCGAUGAUUAUGAGGAGGAACCACUUCGAAUAUCUAAAACAGAUUAUUGUUCAAAAGAAUUUGAAGAAUUCUGA
Messenger RNA from Schistosoma intercalatum, 1218 nucleotides. NCBI's taxonomy places the organism in Eukaryota, Metazoa, Platyhelminthes, Trematoda, Strigeidida, Schistosomatidae. The record is from the annotation of a GenBank genome assembly.